AUGAGGUCCUCGCCACCAAGUAUAGAAGGCAUGAAUGAACUCUCAAGAGAGAACGUCGACCACGGUCAAAGGAAAGAGAGGGGGGGGAAUAACUCUGAAGAGGAGGACAGAGGGAGAAGAAUAGAGAAGAGAGCGAGAGUGAAAAAAGGGAGGAAGAGGAAAAAGAAUAGAAAAGAGAGAAAGAGAGAGAGAGAGAGAGAGAGAGAGAGAGAGAGAGAGAGAGAGAGAGAGAGAGAGAGAGAGAAGAAGGAUACAAAAAAAGAGAGGGGAGAUGGAGCAAAGAGAGGAGAAGCCAUAUUAGAGCGGGAGAGAAAGAAAGAAAGAAAGAGAGAGAGAGAGAGAGAGAGAGAGAGAGAGAGAGAGAGAGAGAGAGAGAGAGAGAGAGAGAGAGAGAGAGAGAGAGAGAGAGAGAGAGAGAGAGAGAGAGAGAGAGAGAGAGAGACCUGGAAACAGAAGCAAAACGUCAACCGCGCAUCGCCGGACAAACCAAAGACUAUCUUCUACUUUCCUUCCUGA
Leptopilina boulardi is the source of this 516-nucleotide messenger RNA. RefSeq lists its product as uncharacterized. NCBI's taxonomy places the organism in Eukaryota, Metazoa, Arthropoda, Insecta, Hymenoptera, Figitidae. Bases 1 to 516 code for a protein of 171 amino acids. The transcript is spliced from 3 exons. The record is from RefSeq and is a predicted model, not a curated record.